Messenger RNA from Aspergillus pseudonomiae, 341 nucleotides. RefSeq lists its product as uncharacterized. The annotation marks the transcript as partial. The record is from RefSeq and is a predicted model, not a curated record. The transcript has a single exon. NCBI's taxonomy places the organism in Eukaryota, Fungi, Ascomycota, Eurotiomycetes, Eurotiales, Aspergillaceae.
GGUCGGGAGACUAGAAGGGCCGCAAACAUGUAGGCAGACGACUGUCUGGGCCUGGCAGCCGCCAUGGACGCCAGUUGGCGGUCCUCCGUCCAUGGUGGUCGUACGACCGGCGCCCUAUGAUGAAGUCGGUCCGAAGCACAGGGUCUGGCGCUUCUGGUGCUAGACCACUAGGCCUUCGCACUCGAUCGUACUGCACAGGUCAUCGGUAUCUGAGCCUACCACAUUGGGCCGCUGCUCCACCCCCUCCGACCUUCUCGGUGAUCAGACCACGAGCCUAUGGCUGAUUUCGACUUAAAGCCCCGAUCCGAUCUUUCACUGGGGCUUCCAGCCAGAUCGGCCGU